This is a messenger RNA of Rhodofomes roseus, 1190 nucleotides long. RefSeq lists its product as uncharacterized. The coding region runs from base 288 to 1088 and encodes 266 amino acids. The record is from RefSeq and is a predicted model, not a curated record. Lineage: Eukaryota; Fungi; Basidiomycota; Agaricomycetes; Polyporales; Fomitopsidaceae. The transcript has a single exon.
AAGGAAACAGCAGCAAGUUCAGUAUCAAAGAGACUAUAGAAGGUUGAAAAGACAAGACAAGAGCAUACAACUAAAGCAAUCAUACCUCAGUGAAGAAAUGAAUUGGCCUACCAUACCUAGCACUGAGACUGAGCUACAGUGUGCAUACAAUUAUUGGAAAGCAACACAAUGGCAUUCUCCUCUCAUCUGCUCUGUGUACUCUAGCAGUGCCCAUAGAUUGAAAACAAAGAUCUAUGAUAUGAAUCAAAUCCCCAACAUAGUGCAUAACAUGUCUGUUUUGCAGGUACAUGACCCAUGGAUUAUUCAGAAAUGCAUUGUACAACAAAAUUCCAAUGAAUUCUUGUAUGGAAAUGAAUUGGAUGGCUUCAUGUUGGAUAAAAAAAGGGCUGCUAUGCAGUGAUCCUAUCAAUCACAGAAUAGCACUAUGUUCAGACUGCUACAAUUCCCUAAAGAAACCAGCUAUGCCCAGAUAUGCACUGGCAAAUAAUCUAUAUAGAGGUUAUCUUCCUACUGAAUUUUGUGACCUUACAUGGGUUGAAGAGAUGGCAUGUGCUAUUUAUCAUAUCACUGCCCAUGUAACCCAUUUGUAUGGAUCUUCAGAACCUGGACAGCCAAAGAUUUUUCAUGGAAGCACCAUAACACAUGAUAUGUAUGUCAUAUCAACAACAACAGUGCUUCCUAGAACUCCUGCAGACAUCACUGGGUAUCUCUCAGUUGUAUUUAUUGGACCUCAUAAAAUCAAAGCCAGUGACCUGGGCAAUACAUUCAGAGUGCAAAAAGCCAAAAUAUGGCAUUUUCUUCUUUGGUUGAAGCACCAUAACAAAUUAUAUGAGCAGAUCCUGUUGGAUCAGAGUAACAUAGAUCAAUUUCCAGAUGAUGGUGUUCUUCCUGGUGUUGAUGCUCAAUUCAUCCAAGACAUUCACCAAAAAAGUGAUGAAAUCUUCCAAGAAGAAGCAGCAGGUUUUACAGAACGUCCUGCAGAGGCUUUUAUGCAUGACAACUCUAAACAUGCAGAUGAUCAACCAACUGUACUGCUGGAACAUACAGGUGUAUCUGACCCAGAAGGAGACAGCAUUAGUAUACAGUAGUGAUGCUGAUACUUAUGUUCCGCUUUAGGUCUAUGUUGUACCACUAAAAGCGGAGUUUAAGAUCUAUGUAGAUUAUUGUAUCAUCUUAUCUACACCACCCUC